AGUAACCUUUCACAUCUCCCUGUACUUUCCCGCGCACGCACCCAUCAUCGGAAGCUGGUGGGAAUCCCACGCAGCAAUGGGCUACACAGAGGAACUCUGCCAGAUCUGCGGCGUGAGCUUUAACAUCAGCCGGAUCCGCGGCCCCGACGAACCGCGCUCUGCUGCCUUUGGCGGACAUCCGGGGUCCUGGGUGGAGGGCCGAGAUUUCCACAAUGAUGCGAGGCAGCAAGGCGGUCACGACGAUGACGAUGACGACGACGACAACAGUUCGCGCUUCCCGCCGCGGUGCUCCGAUGAAACCGGAUGUUCGAUGGUCUUUAGGGCGGAGGAGUUAGCGAUCGGUCCCCCGGCUAUGCUUGAGGACCUCUUUCUAGAUGAUGAGAGCUCGCACAGUGACCCCGACUAUAUUUAUGAAAGUGUCGGAGAGGAUGAGGAUGGGCCGCUUGAGUUUGACUCCGAUGUGGACCUGUCCGAGGGCGAGUUCAGCCAUGGCAAAAUGGAAGUCGACAGUGAAGGCGAUGACGAUGAUGAUGAGGAUGAUGACGAUGUCGGAUCAAAGGCUGAUCAAGAGUGGAUAUUCCGAGCCAAGCCUAUAAUCCCCGAAUUCGAUACCGAGUUCCUGCCAGUUGAUGCCCCAGUCACUGGUGGGCUUGACGGGGAGGAAGAUUUCAACAACCACGGUAUGCAGCCUUUGCGUCUGAUCCAGCGGCAUCACGAGCACAUCGCCGGGCCUGGUUGUGUGAAUACCGAGGGAUACCGCCCGCACGCCAUAUCCACUGAGGAGAUGCGAAACUGCCAUACCGUGCAGUGUUUGCUUCGCAAACCACGCAACUGGCAGCCAGCCGCCGCUGCGGACGACAUGAACUUUGAAAAGGACAGCGAGUAUUUCCUGACGGGACUCGCUGAUCGGAUGCCGACUGGUCUGUGGGAUAUGGAGGUUGAACCCGCGAGGUAUGGCGUUGGCGCUGGGUGGCAGUCGCAGAGUGCGUUUUAUAUUGAGACGACACAAGAGGAGCUAAACCAAACAGGGCUUCCUUUUCACCCUACAUGUUUUGAAAUCUUCAUCCAGGCCAGUAAGCAGAUUCUCGGGCGCGUUGAUAUCGACGCCCUCGUGCAGAUCCGAGACCGCGCUGCUCUGCAACAGAACGAGUUCCCCGUCACGCACCAAGAUGAUGUACGAGACGAGCAAGAGCAGGUAUGGAAACACAGCGCGGGCCGAGAAUAUCUGGUCGCGAACCCCGUCUUUAUCCCAGACUUGGCUCCAAUCGUAGCAGCGUCUAUUGUAUCAGAUGACGCAGCGUUUAGCAUACAGAAUAGCCCAUUCCCUACUACGGCGAGGCUCCACGACUCGACCAGCGCAAAAGACCCGUUUCUUUCGCUACCACCUGAGCUUAUCCACAUCAUCAUCUGGCAACUCGACUCCCCUGAUAUCGCGGCCCUCCGCCUGUCCUCUCGCGCAUUCACGCACCUCCCCAUUUCGCUCUGGCACCACCUCCUCGUGAAAGAGAUCCCCGCCCUCUACGAAGCAUGGUCGUCCGACCCGGCACCAUACUACUGGAGCACACUCCUAGCAACAGACCUUAUAAAGCAAAAGCAAGAGCGGGAAAAGUUCUUCCGCAACCUCGAAGAACCCAUCAGCAUCAUCCGCCAGGAUAUGCCCGAGAUCGCCGAGGAGUGGAUCAAAGAUGCUUCGAUGUGGCAGUGGCCUGAGGAUCCGGAUAGAGCAGAGAUGUUGAAGCUUAGUCCGAUUCGCCUGCCGUAUGAGCGGACGAAUUGGUAUCAGCUGUAUAGGGAUAUUACGGGGAAUAGGGAGUCUUUGAAGGGGUUGAAGAAUAGAGUAAGGAUUUGGGAUGCUGUGGUGCAGAUUAUUGAUGCAAUUCAGGCGUUUCGCGGGGAGGAAGUGUUAACUUAGUGGGUGCAUCCGUCUUGGUUCGGUACUAGAGUCCAGAGACCCGAGAUAUAGGCAGACACAUAGAAAUGGGAGAAACAUUGAAAGACAUGUACGCUACAUAUGCCUCCGAACAAACCGUCCAUUCGGCAC
Aspergillus calidoustus is the source of this 2041-nucleotide messenger RNA. The record is from the annotation of a GenBank genome assembly. Lineage: Eukaryota; Fungi; Ascomycota; Eurotiomycetes; Eurotiales; Aspergillaceae.